AUGUUUUUUCCACAUGUGGCUAUUUCAAUUGCACUUGCAGUUCAAAAAGAGCUAGAGCUAGGGAUAAUCCAUGAUGUCUACAAUAACAAGACAUACAUUGGACGACGUGGCAAAGGUGCCUAUUAUGAUGGAGAGAGAUUGCAGGUUACCCCAGUUCAAGAUUUGAAGGAGGCCAUGAUCAUCUCAGAACUAGGUUCAAGCAGAGAUGUAGCACAUAUGGACAAAGUAUUCAGGAAUCUGAGGAAUGUGGGAAGCGGGUGCAGAGGGAUGAGAUGUCUUGGAUCGGCAGCUCUCAACAUGUGCUUAGUUGCAAAAGGCAUUUCUCAUUCAUACUAUGAAUAUGGGAUCCAUUGCUGGGAUAUUGCAGCUGGUGCUCUAAUUGUCAGGGAAGCAGGAGGAGUUGUCCUAGAUCCUAAUGGCGGACCACUAAACCUAAUGUCCAGGAGAGUUCUGUGUGGAUCUGAUGUGAGUCUAUGCUCCCAGAUAUCUAGUCGUCUCACCCACAUAGAUUUAGAGCACGACUGAGAACAUUCCACGUUAAAUUAAGGGGCUGCUUAUAUUUUAAUGGCGUAUAUAAAUUCGUAUGUAGAUUUGACUUAGGUUACGUUUUGCAAUUUCCUUUUCCUGCUCUGCAGCAUUGUGAAACUCUUUGGUAUCCUGGUUUGUGUUCAGGAAGGAAGGACCCUCAUUACUGUGUAAAAUGAAUCACUUUUAUUUUGGAUAGUGAAUGAAUUGGAAAACAAUCGGUUUUAUAAGUUUACAAACUAUUAUUCAGUGGUGGUAUGUUAGUUACAGAGUUAUGCUUGUUUGAUCAUUGAGCUGUGUUAAUACAUUUAUUUAAUUCUAUUUUAUUCUUUCAGUUGUGAUAUUGCACAUUAAUUUACAUACUCGUCUUCCAUAGAUGAUCAUUCAUAUUGUCUGUAUUAUUUCCUGUACCUGUCUGAAGUGUUGAUUAAUUGGAUUCAAGCAAAGAAACAAACACGCACGAUUAUGAUUUAUGACGCACGUUCGCAAUCCUUCAUUUCCUUUUUUAUUAUUCUUUUUUUACAUAGAUGGCAGCACCAUACGUGUUUGAACACGACUUGUCCCCCAUCCUUGACAAAUUUAAGACUCGCCUAUCAGCAUAAAUAUAACUGACUAUUUUAGCAUAAAAAUUAUUUGGAGUCCUGUUAUAGGAUAUAAAACAGUAAAUAAACAGCAAACGUGUGCCUGCUAUAUUCAGAUACGUGAUAUUUAAAUGUUCAAACAGUCCCACAAAACAAGUGCAUGUAGGUACGUGAAGCAAAUAUUUAUAUAGACUGGUACCUAUCUUGAAAUGUAUACUAAGUUAAUUAACCUAAUAUAGAGACAGUGUUCCGGUCUCGCGAGAAAAAAAAUCGCGUGCUAGGUUUGUUGACAUAUGUAAACAAAUCUCAUUUGAAAUGCAGAUUUGUGCACAUAUUGGUGGAAAGAAUGUUGUGCGAGUGUUCUAUGACGUUAGUCUUACUAUAUACAUAUGGUGUUAUGCGAGGAGCAACGUGUAGCGUCUUCUAAUGAUUAUUAUAGUGAAUAGAUUUGAAGAUGCUUGUAGAUAAAGUU
Priapulus caudatus is the source of this 1578-nucleotide messenger RNA. Its product is annotated as inositol monophosphatase 1-like. Gene Ontology annotation, molecular function: inositol monophosphate 1-phosphatase activity. The coding region runs from base 1 to 525 and encodes 174 amino acids. Lineage: Eukaryota; Metazoa; Priapulida; Priapulimorpha; Priapulimorphida; Priapulidae. Gene Ontology annotation, biological process: inositol metabolic process; signal transduction; phosphatidylinositol phosphate biosynthetic process. The record is from RefSeq and is a predicted model, not a curated record. The transcript has 6 exons.